UUCGAACACAUAAGUGUAACGUUUCCUUACCCAUCGGCGUCUUCCAGAUGGAGCGCGAUCUCUGAAGCGGAAGAGAAAGAAGCUUGAACACAAGCUCUGUCUGACUUCUUCUCCAACUUAAGGUGGAUACUGGGGGAGGGAGAAGAAAGAAGCCAUGCUCUCGAGGAUCCACGGCGUCGUGUGGGCUGAAGAUGGAGGCGAGGAGGAGGACGCUGCGUCGUGGACGAGAGCAAACACGCCCAGCGCCAGCGGGGAAGCGAUGGGCGAAAGCAAGGACGAGCUCGGCCUCCCCAGCUUCAAGUCCAUGCUCGACGACGACUGGUACUUGGGUGGCGGCGCUACUUCCAACCCCGCGACGUCUACCGCCGCCCAUUACCCCUUCGAAGUCUUCCAGGCGCAUCGAGACGUAGCCUUUCCCUCGAACCCGAAGCCGCACGAGGCCUUGCUGCUCCCUGUCGUCGACGACCUCGAUCAAAGCCAGCCCUUUUUCACCGCAAAGUCCGCCUUUGCUUCUCUCUUCGGCGCUGUUUGUUCGAAUCCUUUCGACGCCGGGCUUGAUCUAGGGUGCGACGCUCCGGGUUUUCUUCCGGCUCCCCAAGUGUCUAAUACACGCGUCUUGAUGAACAGAGGCGGCGGCGGCGGUGGGGGAGGAAUCCUUGGUUUCGCUGGAAUGGUGGCGGGUGAGCAACUUGGUUGUCCCGAUCUGAGCUCCGGAGCUGAAUUCGCCGGUAGUCGUCUGCUACUCCCAUCCGAAAACUGUGAUGGUUCCAUCUCCGGUGUCGCCGUGGGCUCCAUGGGCUUCGACAACUUCGACAAUUCUCCAUUUCUCAACCGGUCUAAGUUGCUGAGGCCUCUGGAGAUCUUCCCUCCUGUGGGCGCGCAGCCGACUCUGUUCCAGAAACGGGCGGCGGCCGCUCUCCGCCAGAAUCCAGCGGCUGCCGGCAAAAAAGGUGGCUUCUUGGGGCGAUGGGGCUCGGAAGGAGCGGGACAGGGUAACGGUAGCAAGUCUGCUUUGGAAGAAGAGAACGAGAAGAAGAGGAAGGGGAACGAGGACGAGGAGAUGGACGACGGAAGCGUCGACGCGUCAGGAUUGAACUAUGACACGGAUGAAGUUGCGGUAGAGAAUGCCAAGGACGAGGAUAAUGCCACGGGCGGUGGUGGGGGUAGCAACUCGAUUGCCAACAGCACAGUGACAGCACGUGGUGGAGACCAGAAGGGGAAGAAGAAGGGCCUCCCUGCAAAGAACUUGAUGGCCGAGAGGAGGAGAAGGAAGAAGCUCAAUGACCGGCUUUACAUGCUUAGAUCUGUUGUUCCCAAGAUCAGCAAGGUGAAAUCUUCAUCACCUACAGUUCUUUGUUAGAAGUUCUCCAAUACUUUUUGACUUACUCAGUUGUGUGUAUCCUGAAACCAAUUCUUCAAGAGCAAAUUUGCAGCCAUCUUGUUUGCAAUUAAGUAUGUUUAUGCGAUCAUCA
This is a messenger RNA of Musa acuminata subsp. malaccensis (wild Malaysian banana), 1472 nucleotides long. NCBI's taxonomy places the organism in Eukaryota, Viridiplantae, Streptophyta, Magnoliopsida, Zingiberales, Musaceae. The record is from RefSeq and is a predicted model, not a curated record.